GUCAUGUUGUUUAUAACCUCAAAACAAAACAAUACAAUUGGUAAUUUGGGAAAUGUUAAAUAGUAAUGUUACAUAUUUUUUGAUUUAUUGAAUAUUUAGUCGUUUAUAUCGCCGUAUUUAUCAAUUGUAUGUAAAAAUGAGUAGCAGUGAGAGUGAGGAUAACUAUGACAACUCCGAGCAAACUGAAGAUCUCAACGACGGGGAACGUACUGCUAUCAGGUCCGAGUUGUCGACUCUGUCGUUCGAGGAACUACAAAAGCUAAAGGAAAGAAUUGGAGCCAAAGUGUACAAGGAAGCUAUAUUUGGAAAAAAAGAUGGCAAACUGAUUCCGCUAAACCAAAGGUCUUUAAAAGGGAAAAUAAAAACAGACCCCGAGAAAUGAGCUCUAAGAAACCUGUGUCGAUGAUGAUUGACGUGCCAAAAGCAAGGAAGAAGGAAAUUCGUGAUCCCAGAUUUGAUCCUCUCUGUGGAGAAUUCAAUAAGAAACAGUUUUCCGACGACUACAAUUUCCUAACAGAAAUGCGCAUGAAUGACAUCAAAGCCACUAGGGCCGAGUUACGGGAGACCACAGACCCGGAGAAGGCACUCAAACUGCGCCGGCUCCUGCAGAGGCUGAACGAACAGCACAAAGCCAGCAGAAUGAAGAAGAAGGAGAGAAUGGAGAUGGAGAUGCAGAAGAAACAGGCUGAAAAGGAAGUUAGCGAGGGGAAACAGCCUUACUAUAAAAAUAAAUCUGAAAAACGUGUAGAAGCCCUAGUUUCUCAAUUCGAGGAGCUCCGCAAAGAAGGCGCCACUCGCGUCCAGAGACACAUAAAGCGACGUCAACAGAAGGUCAAACGGCGCUCACACAAGGCACCUACUGGCGUCAGCUGACUCCUCUGAUGAUUAUCUGCUUUCUUGUAUGUAAACUUUAAUUAAACUAAGACCUAAUGCA
Molecule: messenger RNA, 934 nt
Organism: Leguminivora glycinivorella
Lineage: Eukaryota; Metazoa; Arthropoda; Insecta; Lepidoptera; Tortricidae
Product: rRNA biogenesis protein rrp36
Exons: 4
Coding region: 379-873 (164 amino acids)
Biological process (GO): maturation of SSU-rRNA from tricistronic rRNA transcript (SSU-rRNA, 5.8S rRNA, LSU-rRNA)
Cellular component (GO): nucleolus; 90S preribosome
Source: RefSeq, a predicted model, not a curated record